GAGUCUGCCGCUCAGUGUCAAGCGUGUUCGAGACCUGCCUACACUCUCGCUAACAUUGAAAUUCGUCUUUCUUCCAUGUCGCAACCUAAAGGCACUGCUAUUGUCACAGGAGCUAGUCGGGGAAUUGGCCGUGCCAUCGCACUUCGCCUUGCUGAUGAUGGUUUUGAUAUCGCUCUGAACGACAUUGCGACCAAGAGCAUCGAGUUGGAGGCUGUAGCAAGUGACAUUAAUGGUAAGGGACGACGAACUAUCGUUGUUCCAGCAGAUGUAUCAGUGGAGGAUGAGGUCAAAGGGAUGAUUGCAACCACUGUUCGUGUUCUGGGUGGCGUCGAUGUAAUGAUAGCUAACGCCGGGAUAAUCACAUUUGGCAAUGUCUUGGACGCCGACGUAGAAAGUUUCGACGCCACUUUCUCUGUGAAUGUCCGAGGGACGCUCCUCUGUUACAAGCAUGCUGCCCGGCAGAUGAUCGAGCAAGGACGGGGAGGAAGAAUUAUAGGCGCAUCAUCAGUGCUUGGGAAGAAAGGCACUAAGGAUUUUAUUGUGUAUAGCAGCAGCAAAUUUGCUGUGAGAGGGCUGACUCAGGCUGCAGCUAUGGAGUUUGGUCAUCACGGUAUCACUGUGAACUGCUAUGCUCCAGGGCCCAUCCAGACAGAAAUGUUGCGGACCUUGAGAGAACAAAGGGAGCGAUGGGUAGCUGAACAGGGACAUGAUCCUGGUUCAAUUCAACGAGUGCAGACGACAGUUGGGUACGAGGGUACUCCAGACGAUAUCGCAAGUAUAGUCUCCUACCUCGUAUCAAAGGAGGCGCACUUUAUAACUGGGCAGAGCGUUUCUGUAGAUGGAGGGCUCUUCUUUACUUAGGCUGCUGGAGUCAUGGUUUGAGGUGCUAUGAGGGACAAGAAAGAUCUUAUACUGGUCGGAACUAUAGUGUCUGAAGACAAACCGAAUUACUAUUUAGAUUCUACAUGGUCAAUAGAAUCUGAGUCGUACGAGUUGCGUCGUUGCAGGUCGUUGCGUCAGGAUCACGUACCAA
This is a messenger RNA of Suillus subalutaceus, 1033 nucleotides long. RefSeq lists its product as uncharacterized. Gene Ontology annotation, molecular function: oxidoreductase activity, acting on the CH-OH group of donors, NAD or NADP as acceptor. The record is from RefSeq and is a predicted model, not a curated record. NCBI's taxonomy places the organism in Eukaryota, Fungi, Basidiomycota, Agaricomycetes, Boletales, Suillaceae. Bases 76 to 861 code for a protein of 261 amino acids. The transcript has 9 exons.